Closterium sp. NIES-67 is the source of this 1229-nucleotide messenger RNA. Lineage: Eukaryota; Viridiplantae; Streptophyta; Zygnematophyceae; Desmidiales; Closteriaceae. The record is from the annotation of a GenBank genome assembly.
UACUAGCCCCACAUGGCAGGUGACGUACAGAAAUUCGUCACCUCGUGCACUACAUGUCAGCGGAUAAAAAGCAGCAAGCAGAAAAAGGCGGGACUGCUACAGCCUCUUCUUGUCCCAGAACAGCCCUGGCAAGUGGUCAGCCUAGACUUCAUCACCGGGCUACCAACUACCACAAGCGGUCAUGACGCGAUCCUCGUCGUCAUCGACAAGUUCUCCCAAAUGGGACACUUCAUCCCAACACACACGACAGCACACACCGAGGAGAUAGCACAACUCUUUGUUCGCUACAUCAUCUCAGAACAUGGCAUUCUAACCACACUCAUCUCUGACCGAGACCCUAAGUUCACCAAUAAAUUCUGGAAAGAACUGAUGUCUCUACUCGGAACCAAACUCGCCAUGUCAUCCGCAUACCAUCCGCAGAGAGACGGCCAGACUGAGCGUCUUAACCAAUUUGUGGAGCAACUCCUCCGCGCAGCCUGCAAGGACGAAAUCUCCAAGUGGGACUUGCAUCUGCCCAUUCUAGAGUUUGCCUACAACAAUGCUACUCACGCCGCUACUGGACAGACGCCGUUCUUCCUCUGCUACGGCCGCCACCCACUCACACCUCAACAGCCAAACAUACCAGCCACAGUUCAACCCGCACACGACUUCAUCACGACCAUGCACAAACUUUGGGAUCGGACCCACAAACGCCUUCUCGACAUUCAGCAACAACAAAAGCGCCAGGCCGAUCGCCACCGCACAGACCACACGAUCACCGUGGGAGACCGAGUACUACUCGACACGCGCAAUCUUGACAUCAGCCAUCUCCCAUCCAAACUGCGACCUCGCUUCUGCGGGCCUUUUCUCGUUGAAGCACAGGUCACUCCUGUUACCUUCCGCUUACGCCUACCAGCUACCUGGAAGAUUCACAACGCCUUCCAUGUCCAACUCUUGAAGCCCUACCGAGAUCCCAACACGGUCUUCUCUAGACGACAACCGCCGCCGCCGCCGCCCGUCCUCGUCCAUGAUGAACCCGAGUACGAGGUCGAGUCCGUGCUUGCUCACCACCGUCGACGGAAUGGCACCGUGGAGCUUCUCAUCCAUUGGAAGGGUUAUGAUCCUUCAGAAGUUAGUUGGGUCUCUGAAUCCGAGAUGGAUCACACUCGUCGCCCUCUUCGUGACUACUUUGUCAAGCAGGGUGUUACGUCUACCACCCAGCUUUGAGGGGGGGAAGUGUGAGAGUACGA